Messenger RNA from Wasmannia auropunctata (little fire ant), 1161 nucleotides. Its product is annotated as glucose dehydrogenase [FAD, quinone]-like. The record is from RefSeq and is a predicted model, not a curated record. The transcript has 2 exons. The annotation marks the transcript as partial. Lineage: Eukaryota; Metazoa; Arthropoda; Insecta; Hymenoptera; Formicidae. Gene Ontology annotation, molecular function: oxidoreductase activity, acting on CH-OH group of donors; flavin adenine dinucleotide binding.
GCCAAUAAAAAUACGUAUAAAGACAAACCAGAAUUAUUGAAACUUUAGUUCUGUAGCGCAUGCAGUACACAACAAUACAUAACAAUAAGCAUUAAAAACCAAUUAUCUCAACAUAUAAAAUCAAUUACUACAUACAUCAAACAUGUUGCACAAGAUAUCGAGUCUCCUUUGUAUUCUUAGUAUCAAUACAAUGAUCAUCUCGUUACAUGGGCACUCAAACUAUGACAGUUUUAAUAACAAUGAUAGUAACGAGUCCAAAUUACUGAAAUUACGAAAACAAGCUAUUGAUAUGGAGAACAUCUCGAACAACCAACAUUAUUCAAAUAAAAAAAUACAGGACACCACGCCUAAAUUCGGUGAAGUAUUUGAUUUUAUAAUAAUUGGCGCUGGUACAGCCGGCGCUACAGUAGCAGCUAGGCUGAGUGAAAUUUCUCAGAAUAAAAUAUUGCUGAUCGAAGCUGGAUCUUACGAGAAAUAUUUCAUGGACAUUCCUAUAUUCGCUCCCAUCUUAAGUUUAGACAAUAACAUCAAUUGGAACUACAAAACUAAACCGUCCAACAAAUACUGUCGUGGCAUGAAUGGUAAUAUAUGCCGUUGGCCAAGGGGAAAAGUAGUCGGUGGUAGCAGUGUGCUAAACUUCAUGUUAGCUACUAGAGGAGGAGCCGAAGAUUACGAUCGUUGGGCAGACAUGGGCAAUAAAGGCUGGGCUUACAAGGACGUUCUUAAAUAUUUUAAAAAGUUGGAAACAAUUGAUAUCCCGGAAUUGAAAUCGGAUAUUGAUCAUCAUGGUACCGACGGACCAGUACAUAUUACUUAUCCACCAUUUCGUACCCCGUUGGCAAUAGCUUAUCUAGAAGCAGGAAGAGAACUACGAUAUCCGGUAGUAGAUUAUAAUGGGAAAAACAUUAUAGGAUUCUCACAUGUGCAAGCUACAAUUAUGAACGGCACUCGCAUGAGCAGCAAUAGGGCAUAUUUGCAUCCCAUACGUGAUCGCAAAAAUCUUCAUAUCACUCUUCAGAGCAUGGUGACAAAAAUCCUGAUAAAUAGCACGAAGCACGCAGUGGGCGUGGAAUUUAUCAAAAAUAAUCGGACUGUACACGUGUUUGCAAGCAAAGAAGUAAUUCUGUGCGCGGGUGCUAUCGGAUCGCCGCAAUUGUUGAU